Etheostoma cragini (Arkansas darter) is the source of this 2067-nucleotide messenger RNA. It is a transcript of the gene srpk3, whose product is annotated as SRSF protein kinase 3. Gene Ontology annotation, molecular function: protein kinase activity; ATP binding. The transcript has 14 exons. The coding region runs from base 1 to 1545 and encodes 514 amino acids. Lineage: Eukaryota; Metazoa; Chordata; Actinopteri; Perciformes; Percidae. Gene Ontology annotation, biological process: protein phosphorylation; spliceosomal complex assembly; regulation of mRNA processing. The record is from RefSeq and is a predicted model, not a curated record.
AUGCUAGCGGGAGCUAGCCUGUUAGCUCCGUUAGCUCCAGCUGCAGAUCAGCGGCUCUACGAGGCGGUCCAGUCAGUGAUGGGUUCAGGGUCCGUCUGCGCUGUGGUUCCUACAGUUUCUUUUGUUUGUGUUGCAGGCGGGUACUACCCGGUGAAGAUCGGGGAUCUGUUCAACGGGAGGUACCAUGUGGUCAGGAAACUGGGCUGGGGACAUUUCUCUACAGUCUGGCUCUGCUGGGACUUGCAGAGGAAGCGGUUUGUGGCGUUGAAGGUGGUGAAGAGCGCUCCGCAUUACACCGAGACGGCUCUGGACGAGAUCAAACUGCUCCGAUGUGUGAGAGACAGCGAUCCUUCUGACCCGUACAGAGAAACCAUCGUCCAGCUGAUCGACGACUUCAAGAUCUCUGGAGUCAACGGAGUCCAUGUGUGUAUGGUUCUGGAGGUUUUGGGUCAUCAGCUGUUAAAAUGGAUCAUUAAGUCCAACUACAUGGGACUUCCUCUGGUCUGCGUCAAGACCAUCAUCAGACAGGUGCUGCAGGGUCUGGACUACCUCCAAACCAAGUGUAAGAUCAUCCACACCGACAUCAAGCCAGAGAACAUCCUGUUGGACGUGGACGAGGUUUACAUUAGGAAGCUGGCAGCUGAGGCCACCGUCUGGCAGAGAGCUGGAGCCCCGCCCCCUUCUGGGUCAUCAGUUAGCAUGGCUCCCAGGGAUCCACAGGUAAGUGUCCAGGUAAAAGGCUCCCCGGUGGUGAACGGAGACCCCCCCGGUGACCCCCCCGGUGACCCCCCCGGCUCCGCCGCCAGCAGCAAAGCGAGUCCGGAGUCGUCCGGCUCGUGGUUGGAGGAGCGGUGUAACGGCCACGACCCGGGCCGGUUCUCCAGACCCGCCUCGGGCCUGUCGGGCCUGUCGGGCUUCUCCAGCUCCGUGAUGUCAGCCACGUCGGAGUCGGCGCUCUCCACCCAGUCGGGGUACUCCAGCGGACGAGACCUGUUCAGUGCGUCAGACUUCGUCCUCAGUCCUCUGGAUCCUCAGAACGCCCACAAACUGCGAGUGAAGAUCGCCGAUCUGGGCAAUGCAUGCUGGGUGCACAAACAUUUCACAGAGGACAUUCAGACCCGACAGUACAGAGCUCUGGAGGUUCUGAUUGGAGCAGAGUACGGACCGCCCGCUGACAUCUGGAGCACUGCCUGCAUGGCGUUCGAGUUGGCGACGGGAGAUUACCUGUUCGAACCUCAUUCAGGUGAAGACUACACCCGGGACGAAGACCACAUCGCCCACGUCAUCGAGCUGCUCGGACCGAUUCCUCUGCCGUUCGCUCUGUCCGGCCGAUACUCCAGAGAGUACUUCAACAGGAGGGGUGAGCUCCGCCACAUCUCCAGCCUGAAGCCCUGGGCUCUGUUCGAGGUUCUGCUGGAGAAGUACGAGUGGCCGCUGGACCAGGCGGCGCAGUUCAGCGACUUCCUGUCCACGAUGUUGGAGCUGCAGCCUGAAAGCAGAGCGACGGCAGCGCAGUGUCUGCAGCACGCAUGGCUGCACACAUGACCGCCCAGCUGAUCACACACACACACACACACACACACACGUUGUGUUUAGGACUGUAGACAUCUGUUGAUUUCACGUGUCACGGUCUGAUAUUUGCUCAGUUUGUUUAUUUUGGCUCUUUAAACCGUUUAUCUGUUUUUUCUGAUUCUGCUUAAUUCUGUCAGUUCUUUUUGACUUUUGGUUGAGUUGAUAUUGAACUGCCUCCUUCUUAUGUCCCUUUAUGAAGCCUUCUUUGUUGAUUAUUUUCCAGAGACUUCUCAGACUCCUUACCCUCCCAGAUGAGUUUUGAUCUAGACAAGCACACUGUAGCGUCCUCUAACGGACUCUGAUCUCUGUAGCUCAACCUGACUCACCUCCGACCUGUUCACCUCUUUCUGUGGUCAUAAUAAAUAAAUAGUGCCUUGAAUUCCCCGCCCGCUGCUCCAGUCACAGUGACAUCAGUUUUUUUUUUUUUUUUUUACAUGUGUCCGUUUUGUGGAUCGUUUUUUCUUCUGUGAAAAUAAAGAUGACUGAACGCUCGUC